UUUUUAAUUAAAAAAAUUGAACUUGGAAUGAUACAUGUUAUUUUCGCAUAAAAAAAGAGGCCUUCUCGGGCCAUAAAUUUUUAGGCCCAAUAAGUCCAACGAAUUGGCGCGAAGAGCGUCUCGUUAGUUUAAUUUAAAACGGGAGCAUUUCCUCUCUCUCUCUCUCUCCCACUCUCUCUCUCUCGCUCUCUCUCUCUAUAUACAUCUAGAAAAGAAGAGAAAGAUCAAGAAAGCGUCUAACGGGUUUCGAUCGCACAAUGGGUUGCUUCUGUUCGAUCGAUCAAAGCAGCGAUACUCCAUCAUCAUCGUCGCCGCCGCCGCCGCCGCCACCAACACCGCCGCAGCCGCCGCAAUGGAAUUCUCCUCCUGCACUGCUGAUUCCUCCACAACCGCAUCCACCGCCAUUGCAGAGUUCUCCGGCUGAGCAAAUGCCGAGAUGCCCACAGUCAAGCCCUCUUCUCAUUCCCACGGUGCAAAGCGCGAGCCCUCGUCUUGCUCCGAUUUAUUGGGGAAGUGCGGUCUCUUGCCGUGUUCUGAUCGAGCCAAGAGGGGGGCCUCCGCCGAGCCCUCAUCGUGUUCCAAUUGAGCAAAGCACGAGCCCACCGCCGAGCUCUCGUUGUGUUCCGACCGAGUGGAGAUCGAGCCCCCUGCCGAGCGAUCGUCGUGUUCUGAUUGAGCGAAGAGGGAGGCCUCUGCCGAGCCCUCUUCGUGUUCCAAUUGAGCGAAUUGCAAGCCCACCGUCGAGUUCUCGUCAUGUUCCGACCAAGCGAAGCACAAGCCUGCUGUCGAGCCCUCGCCGCGUUCCGAUCGCGCGAAACACAAGCCCGCCACCGGGCGGUAGUUCCCUCUUUGAACCUUUCUUCAAAGGUCCAAGUGUCGCCGCAUCGUCAUCAUCAGCCCCCUCUGCAGAGAUGAAGAAGCAUUCCCAGAACUUCACCUUCCACGAUCUCGCCAUCGCAACUGAGAAUUUUAGCAAUGCAAAUUUUCUCGGAGAAGGGGGAUUCGGAAAUGUCUACAAGGGAAAGCUCAAUUCGGGAGAGGUGGUCGCUGUAAAGGUGCUUAGAAAAAUGGGGGUACAGGGGAACAAGGAGUUCCUAACGGAGGUUCUCAUGCUCACAAUGUUGAAGCAUCCGAAUCUCAUUGGCUUAGUCGGAUUCUGCUCUGAGGGAGACCAAAGGCUGUUGGUUUACGAGUUCAUGCCGAACGGCACUUUACUGGAUCAUUUGUUUGAUUUACCACCCAACCGAGAACCACUCGACUGGACCACACGGAUCAAGAUUAUUCUUGGUGUAGCGAAUGGGCUCCAUUACCUGCACGAUUUGGCGGACCCGCCCGUCAUUUACCGCGACAUGAAGGCCGAAAACAUUCUGCUAGACGACGACUUCAAUCCCAAGCUCUCUGAUUUUGGGCUCACUAAGCUCGCACCUGCUGGGGACGAAGCAUACGUAUUUACUCGGAUUUUGGAAAAUCAAGGCUACUGUGAUCCAGAGUAUGUUGCAACUGGUAAGCUCAGCAAAAAGUCUGACGUAUAUAGCUUCGGCAUUCUUAUGCUGGAGUUGAUCUCUGGGCGAAUAGUAUAUGAUGAGACGGCCCCGCGAUUGUUGGCCUGGGCAAGCGCGUGUCUAAGCAAUAGGAAACUGUACGUGCAACUUGUCGACCCGCUACUUCUAGGCUGCUUCCGACGCCGUUCUCUCAACAUUUUAGCACCGGUCAUUGGAUUCUGUACCAACUAUGAACCUUGUUUGCGGCCUCCCAUUAAGGACGUCGUCAAGGCCGUCGCAAACGCCGCAUCCUUCUCCUACGACUCGGAAUCUUCCACUCCCAGCACAACAAGCUCUGAGUCUUCUGCUUCACUCUAGCAGCCUGCCUCUUCUCAAUUCGCCGCUUCAUCCUCGCAGCCCUCCUCUCCUUGGUUCUGCAGUUUUCUGUUCUUCCGACGGAAUAAUGUUCGAGCUUUGGAGGCGGGAGUCUUAUUAGCCGUUAUAGAUAUCGUACGGCUUUGUAUAUACCGUUCAUACUUACAGCACAGUGCGUGAAAUUUUCUUUUACGUUCGAGACAACUGUAGAGUGUAAAGUUUCGAAGCCAUAUUUCCAUUUUUGCACACUAUGCUGUGCGGGGUAAAUGUAGAAGCCAAAAUAAAGGGAUUGGCUUUGUACAAAAACUCUCCGAUUCGUGCAUAUGUGAAGUAUAAUUUGAACCAAUUGCUUAAUGGAAGUCCUCUUUUUUU
Molecule: messenger RNA, 2228 nt
Organism: Ananas comosus (pineapple)
Lineage: Eukaryota; Viridiplantae; Streptophyta; Magnoliopsida; Poales; Bromeliaceae
Product: probable serine/threonine-protein kinase PBL21
Exons: 5
Coding region: 258-1859 (533 amino acids)
Biological process (GO): protein phosphorylation
Molecular function (GO): ATP binding; protein kinase activity
Source: RefSeq, a predicted model, not a curated record